AUGGAUGGGAAACUACCAGACGGAGAUGAUAUUGGACAAAUCAAAAUUAGUAAAAGAAAGAAAACGCUAGAAGUUCAACUAGGAAUCUUGGAAUCCUAUGUGGUCUCUGGCAAGGGUACGUCCAACGACAACGAGCAGCCCAAACUGAAGCAUGUCGGUGAGCCGGGGGCUGGGCCAACCACUGUUGUUUGUCUACCUCCUUCCCCGUGCAGAGAAGUUACCCUGUUGCGGGCUGACCUGGAGGUGGCUCCGACACAAUUGCAGGACCACCACGCAAGCUUCCUCAAGGAGCUCAUGCCCAACGAUACUAAAAGAAAAAACUGCUCCAGUUUUGAACUACUUAUUCAGUCAUGCUAUUACCGAGUGAAAAAUGGAGUGAAAGAGUAUUGCAAUUGA
Triticum turgidum subsp. durum (durum wheat) is the source of this 396-nucleotide messenger RNA. NCBI's taxonomy places the organism in Eukaryota, Viridiplantae, Streptophyta, Magnoliopsida, Poales, Poaceae. The record is from the annotation of a GenBank genome assembly.